Gadus chalcogrammus (walleye pollock) is the source of this 4670-nucleotide messenger RNA. RefSeq names its product probable gluconokinase. Gene Ontology annotation, molecular function: gluconokinase activity. The coding region runs from base 297 to 824 and encodes 175 amino acids. NCBI's taxonomy places the organism in Eukaryota, Metazoa, Chordata, Actinopteri, Gadiformes, Gadidae. The record is from RefSeq and is a predicted model, not a curated record. Gene Ontology annotation, cellular component: cytoplasm. The transcript has 5 exons.
UUGUAAAAGCUUCCCAAGCAAAAUUACUCCAGCUUCGGAGUCGUUCGCUGCUGUUCUCCAGAGUUUCGAGGUGUUCCGAGGGGACAUUCGUUGUAACGGGGAGUCGCUAUAACGCUCCCAGGGCAUUAUGAUCGUCAUUAUCAUGGGGGUGUCAGGCUGCGGCAAGUAUGUGUACGGUAUACAUCAUCGGCGUAUAGUAAACAAGGUUCCGUAGUGUGAUUGCAGCCAUUAUUUAGAGUUAAGAUGUUCACCUGAGCAAAUGAGGCCACCUGUAAUAGUGACCACGUGAUAACAAUAUGCUAUCCACACUAGGAACCUUACUCUCAGAAAAGCUGGGCUGGCCGCUGUAUGAAGGAGACGACUUCCACCCUCCAGAGAACAUCGACAAGAUGGCUCGCGGGGAGGCUCUCACAGACCAGGACAGAUUCCCGUGGCUCCAUAAGCUCCACCAAGCCACUGUCAAAGCAAGGCGAUCGUCCUCUGAUGCCAUCGUGGUUUGCUCAGCCCUGAAGAGACUCUACAGGCUGAUCCUUCUCCAUGGCCGCCAAGCACUCACUUCCUCUUCCUGUUCGGAGCGAGAAGCCCUGCCUCCGUCCCUGCCCGGGGUUUACUUCCUCUUCCUGAAUGGCGACUAUGAGCUCAUCCACCAGAGGAUGGUGGCCAGAAGUGGACAUUACAUGCGGGCGGACAUGCUGCAGUCCCAGUUCUCUGCUCUGGAGCCACCAGGAGCUGAGGAGAGGGUGUUGACCGUGGACAUAAGAAAGGACAUCGGGGACAUCGUCACAGAGGUUGUGAAUCUCCUCAGCCUCAGGGCUCUCCCUUGAAGGGGUUACCAAGGGAACAGACCAUAAUCGCUCAGUGAGUGUUCACUGGGAACUGCUUGGAGAACUAGCGUGACACAUGCAGAGUUGGGUUUUCCCUCCUUGCGUCCUGACCUCAGCAGUGUGCCGGAGGGCAAGUGAAUACUUGAGUUAAUUAUUAAUGCAUUUGUUUUCGAAAAAUUAUACUGACUUACUUGAAUUUUCACAUCCUUUCCAUUUGUAAAAAUCACGAGAUCAUGCAACUGAGGUAAUUGGACAAGCUGUGUGUGUGUGGUUGCGUGUGUGUGUGUGUGUGUGUGUGUGUGUGUGUGUGUGUGUGUGUGUGUGUGUGUGUGUGUGUGUGUGUGUGUGUGUGUGUGUGUGUGUGUGUGUGUGUGUGUGUAUCACCAACAUGGUCAGAUGCCCUUGAUGAGACAUUGAACCCCAAACCCCACAUAGCGAGGGGGUCCCUGUAUUAUGCAUGCUACAGCUGCUUUUGUCCCAUGAGAUCAUCUUCGAACCCGCAACCCAGAUAUUUCAGGAGCCUCUAAUCCUGACAAAACCUUGAGGCUGUUCUCAUAUCCCACAUUCAAACCAUCUGAAAACACACACACAAUUCGUUAUUUGGGCUUAUUUCUGUUAUUUGUUAAAUUUUUACACACCUGAUCACAGAUUUCGUCAUGAUUUAAACACAUCAAAAAGAGAAAAGAAUGAUCAAAAGAAAGAAAAAAACAUGCUAUUAAAUUUCACUAUUGUCUUACUCUAGUCUAAGGGUUUGUUAUGCCUGCUCAGCAGUUUUAGUUAUUAAUGUAGAAUUAUCAAACCAAAUCACUUGGUUGUAAACUGAGUGACAAAUAUCAAACGUAUUUUCUGCUUAAAUAAGCAGUGGGUCGUGAUUUGGUUACUGGCAUUCAAGAACCUGGGCAAAGCUGCCCUCUGGUGUUUAAACAGAAAUACUACAAACCACAUCAUUUAACGGAUUAUUAGGAAACAAGUGAAAUUUGUCCCAUGUGUAACCAUUAACUAUACUUUUAGUGGUGUGAGGUAAUUACUCUUAUAAUGUGAGGAGUCCCAUCUCUGAUAUCAAGGAUGUCUAACUUGAUGUUGGGUUUUCUGUCAAGGGAAAACUUUGCUAUUAAGAGUGUCAUUGUAGUUUAGUUAAAGGUUGCAUAGGUGAUUUGCUUUUUUGGCCAUUUUUGCAAAAUUACUUGAAAUCCUUAUCAUAACCCGCUUACAGCCACUGAGUUAGAAGUACUGACACGAAAAUUAAACUUGUCAAUCAUCUGUGGAACGGGCAGGGCUCGAAAAACUCCAGCCAAUCAUAUCCAUUGCCACCGAGUUUCAUUGGACAGUAAGUACGUCAAUCAAACGGUCGUACUGCACUCCCCCUCCCCCGCGCCCCGCGCGCGACCCCUUCGUGCAGUACUCGUGACCCAGAGCAAGCUCCUGUUUGUUGUUAUCCUGCGGUAGCUACUGGAACUAGUUAAUCCACAUUUGGACCUAGCAGUAGAAGACAAUUUCCAUGGCAGACAAGACGCCACCAUCCCCACCACCACCACCACCAGCAAAGAGAAGGAAAACUCUUUUUCAGAGAGUAAUUGAUAAUAAAAACGCUGAAAGAGAAAAACUGAAAUCAAGAAUAAUCCUAGGCGCUGCUUUCGAACGUUGGCGGCAACUGAAGGACGAGAAGGGUCUAAAAACCGAUGCUUGUGUGGCGGUUGACCUAGUUUCAAAGUUUAUACCGUUUAUACUCGGUAAUACCGGUGUGGAGACGAGUGUAUUACUCGGUGUGAAAAUGUCCACACCGCGGCAACCCUAGUGAAAACCAGGACUUCCAAUACAAUUAUAUGAAACAAACAUACAUUUUCUAAAAAUAGUAAUGAUUUAUGUGACCGUUUAAUGUUUAUAACAUCUGGUGCAACCAUAGCAGCGAGAACGUAUUCUCAGCAGGGGGUGCUGGGAAAAAAAAAACUCAGCCUGCACUAGACUCGCAACUCGUUACAUUGAUAAAAAAAGAUGUAUAGCAGCGCAGCUCAAUUACACCAGUGCAUGCGCGCACAGUUGAAAAUCGAUCGUUCACAUCCAGCUGCUCACAGAACAAGUUUAGCGCACCACCGCUACCCUCACACUUUUUCAUAUAACCUUUUUUCAGCACUAGGUCAUAUGAGCAUUAAAUAAAUGCUGCGUCUCAAAAUGCCUUGGACAGCAGCGAGGAUGACUCGCUUUGCCACGGGCCGAAACAGUUCGGAGCGACCACAGCCAGAGCGAACACAGCGGGGCAGAGGAGUGUCAGGAAUAGUCUUUGGUGUACACAUCAGUACGGCCUAUUUGCACUACUGUUUAGUGGCAAUGCAGUGUUUUAUUCGAUGCCUUUUUAUUUUCGUAUAUUAUUUCAAUGAAUACAAUUUAUUUAUUCAUAAAAACCGGAUCUGGUCUUCAAAUCUUUUUUCCAAAUAUAGGUCGUCUUACAAUGGGGUUUGUGUUUAUAUUCGGACCAAUACGGUACAGCGGGCGCUCACAUGACGUUAAGCAUUUCCUGGUGCAUAAUGUGACGCUUCAGAAACUAAAAUCCCGUUUCUCCCCGUUGAACCGACAACACAUAACCGGCGUUUUCAGAAAUCUCCACUCUGGCCGGAGUUUUUAGAAAUGAUCGUUUUCUGUGAUAAGACAGGGCCUCGGACAGGGGGUGUUGCAGCACCCCCAGCACCCCUACUUCCCGCGGUACUGGGUGCAACUUACAGCUGAAUGUAGUGCCAUGUUGUUAAACGAAAACCUACGCUAGCCUGGCUCGCGCAUCUCUGUUCGCGCUCGUGCAUGAUUGCGCGUCCAGGUACUUGGAAUGGGUGGAGUCAGAGUCAGCGUUGAAGGAGAGGGGGUAGGACCAUUUGAGUUGUGUAUUUUCAAAAUCUGCUGGCGUUUCGCAAAUCACCUACCCAACCUUUAAGUUCAUAGUGCACAGAGGUAAAUAAUUGAAAUUCCCUUACACGAAUAGCAGCAAAACAUUACAUUUGGCCUCAGACAAUAAAUGCAAACAUAUUCAUCCUCAUAUGCAACCAGUUAUAUGUCCUGUAAUACAUUGAUAUCUGUAUGUAAAUAAGAUAACACUUCUGUGUGUGUGUGUGUGUGUGUGUGUGUGUGUGUGUGUGUGUGUGUGUGUGUGUGUGUGUGUGUGUGUGUGUGUGUGUGUGUGUGUGUGUGUGUGUGUGUGUGUGUGUGUGUGUGUGUGUGAGAGAGAGUGCACUGUCAAUCUGUAAAGAAUUCCGGUUCCAGGAGUGUGGACAAUGUGUGUGUACAGUAGGCAAACUGUAUGCAGACAGGAAGCAAGCAGGGCUGCUCUCCUGCCUCUGAACGUUGAACCUGAAGUUGUCUGUUGGGCCUCAGAUCCCUGAAGCUGAGAACACUGGGUAGCUCCAACUCCUCUACUGGAUGUCUUCACUCUGGACUCUGCACAGAACAUAUUUAGAUCAGGGAGGGGGAUAUACACACAUUGUAAGUACGUGUGUCUGUAUGUGGACGAAGAAUGUCAUCAAAAUCCUUGAAUGGUCUUGAUUAAUCUCCAAUUCAAGACUAUCAAAAGGCAUCCAUAAAUGUAUCCAUCAAACCAAAUUCUUCAAAAGUAAAUUAUUGGGUAAUAAACUGCAAGAAAAGGUAAAAAACAAAACAAAACGAUUCAAUAAAGCAUAAAAUAGAAUUCAAAUACAAUAUAAAUAUAAUGUUUUGGUUAUAAAGUACAAUACAAAUAGAAUACCAGGAUAAAGUACAGAAUAUAAGGUACAACAGAAAGAAGAGAAAUGUACACAAGGAGCAGAGGCCAACCUGUUGACUGGUGUUGGCCAACAUCUGCAGCAUCUGCUGUACAAACUGCAUCUG